Messenger RNA from Lactuca virosa, 1689 nucleotides. The record is from the annotation of a GenBank genome assembly. Lineage: Eukaryota; Viridiplantae; Streptophyta; Magnoliopsida; Asterales; Asteraceae.
AUGUUCUUGGAGUUGAGAAACUACAGAGUUUGUUCAGGCACUUCCAUGGCAUUUGGAUCCAUGUUAAGCGAGAAAGGUCUCCAGCUCUUCUCCGGCACUCCCUCGCAUCUCCGGCGCACCUCUCGUUCUCUGGCGCGCAUCUUGUUCUCCGACGUCAGUGUAGUUAUCCGGUACUCCGGAUCGAACAAGGGCUUCAUCCCCCCUGCACCAGUCAUUUCGGGCAGCAGCUUCAUCACUGUCAUCUACGGCCAGUAUCCUCUCCAUGGUGUCAUCUCUUUUUCUCCGAUCUUGAAGAAGAUGACGAAUCCAAAGAGAGACAACUUUUUCAGCAGAUUCAUAUUAACAAUAACAGCGAUUAUGAUAUCACUUUCAUGUUCAUGUGUGAAUUUCUCACAUGCUGCUUCCUCGACUUCUUCUUCUUCUUCUUCAGUGCACACCAACAACUGGGCAGUCUUGGUCUGCACCUCACGCUUCUGGUUUAAUUAUCGGCAUAUGGCAAACACUUUAUCCUUGUAUAGGACUGUGAAACGACUUGGGAUACCUGAUGAGAGGAUCAUUCUUAUGUUAGCAGAUGACAUGGCUUGCAAUUCCCGAAACAAAUACCCUGCACAAGUUUUCAACAAUGAAAACCAUAGGCUUAACUUGUAUGGAGAUAAUGUUGAGGUAGACUAUCGAGGUUAUGAAGUGACAGUUGAGAACUUUUUGAGAGUUUUAACAGGUCGCCAUGAAAAUGCUGUUCCAAGAUCCAAACGUCUUAUGAGUGAUGAAGGAAGCCAUAUACUGUUAUAUAUGACAGGACAUGGAGGAGAUGAGUUUCUGAAAUUUCAAGACUCUGAUGAACUUCAGAGUCAUGAUUUGGCUGAUGCAGUCAAACAAAUGAAAGAAAAGCGUAGGUUCAAGGAACUGUUGAUUAUGGUAGAUACAUGUCAAGCUGCUACCCUCUUUUCCCAGCUCCAUUCACCUGGUGUUUUGGCUAUUGGGAGUAGCAUGAAAGGGGAAAACUCAUAUUCACAUCACUUAGAUUCUGAUGUUGGUGUCUCUGUUGUGGAUCGAUUCACAUUUUAUACGUUAGCUUUCUUUGAGAGGCUCAAUAUGUAUGACAAUGCAUCGUUAAUCAGUCUGUUUGGCUCAUUUAAUCCAGAUUUACUGCUGUCAACUGCAUAUUAUCGAACAGAUUUAUACCAACAAGAAUUGGAGAAGGUACCCGUGACAAAUUUCUUUGGUUCAGUGAUGAAAACAAUCCACACUGGUUCUGCUUACAGAGGUAAACCCAAAUCUGAUGUGUCAUCAGAUCCAACUCCAAGAAUAACAACUACUAGUUCAGUUUCUGGGAAACAAGUUGAUCAUCUGGAGACAAAUGUGGUGAAAGUGAAACAUGGAAAUGGAAGUAGUUGUCCUCAUGCAGAAUUAUGGGAUAUGAUGGUUGACAAGCUUCAAACUAUCAAAAAUGUUGACACCAUUGUCAAUUACGAUAGAUAUAAAGGUGUUGGGUUGCAAAAACAAAACAUGUUAAUGAGAAAAAUUGAGACCCUUAGAAGAGCAUCCGGUUAUAUAUGCAACUCUCAAGUAAAUGGCCUUGGGUGGGUGGGUGGGUCUUUACAUCACAUGGAUGGAUUCCUCAUUACACAAUUUAUUUUUGUAACAAUCACUAUGCAUGUAGGUAGGUACUCACAAUCUACAUCAACAUAA